AAAAUGAAGUCCUUAAAGUGGGGAGUGCCGGGCGCAUUCGUCGCAGUCCUCAUCGUUGUCGGUGUUGUUGUGGCAUUCGUAUUAACUAGUAAAAAGGGGAAGGCAGAAGAGGGACCGGUCAUGUAUUUCGCCAUACAUCUUGGAGAUGAAGCAGGGUUGUCACGAAUGCGUGCUUUGAAGUCUACACAAGAGCGUUGCAGUCUUGAAAUAAAUGCAAAAAACUCGCGAGAAGCGAUCCGACACAUGAAUGAUGUGGAUCAACGGUAUGCCUUCAUCUUCUACGCGGAUAGUAUAGAUGCGACAGCGCCAAUGACCGCCACAGAGGCUCUUCAACGUCUGAAUCAGUUACAGUCUGUGCCUGGUUCAUCAUAUAAUCAAGAAUCGUGA
Molecule: messenger RNA, 387 nt
Organism: Strongylus vulgaris
Lineage: Eukaryota; Metazoa; Nematoda; Chromadorea; Rhabditida; Strongylidae
Source: the annotation of a GenBank genome assembly